AUGGAUCAACCCAUGAGGUUUCGCCAUCAUGACUACCCUGACAAUGUUUGCCGCCUCAAAAAGUCCCUCUAUGGCCUCAAACAAGCUCCUAGGGCCUGGUAUCAACGGUUUACUGAUUUUGUUGUUCAACAUGGGUUCACACAGUGCAAGUCGGAUAAUUCUUUAUUUAUCUAUCAUCAUGGGACGGAUGUCGCCUACCUUCUUAUCUAUGUUGACGACAUCAUCCUCACCACCUCCUCUGAUCAUUUGCGCCAGAAGCUUAUGACCAUCUUGGCCGGCGAGUUUGCAAUGAAAGACUUGGGGCCUCUCUCUUAUUUUUUGGGCAUCUCGGUUGUUCGGACGGGUAACACUUUAUUUCUUUCUCUGCGGUCCUACACUAAGGACAUUAUUCACCGUGCAGGGAUGGAUGCCUGCAAACCUGCGGCUACCCCUGUGGACACCCAGAGUAAAUUAUCCAGUGACCCGGACUCCCCUUACGAUGAUUCCACUACUUACAGGAGUCUAGCUGGUGCUUUGCAGUACCUUACAUUCACCCGGCCUGACAUCACUUACGCAGUACAGCAGAUUUGUAUGCAUAUGCACUCUCCCUGUCUGGCUCAUUGGAACGCUCUCAAACGUAUCAUUCGCUACUUACAGGGUACCAUGGAUUAUGGUCUUCACUUGUCAUCCUCGUCUGCUCUUCCUAUCCGCGCCUACACAGAUGCAGACUGGGCCGGUUGCCCUGAAACGAGACGAUCCACGUCUGGCUAUUGUGUUUAUCUUGGGGAUAAUCUCGUUUCCUGGUCCUCUAAACGUCAGUCCACUAUUGCUCGAUCCAGUGCUGAAGCCGAGUACCGGGGAGUGGCCAAUGUUGUAGCAGAAAUAUGUUGGCUCCAUAAUUUGCUUCUUGAACUACACCGGCCCCUAUCCAAAGCAUCCCUGGUCUACUGUGAUAAUGUGAGUGCCAUUUAUUUAUCGGGGAACCCGGUUCAACAUCAACGAACCAAACACAUUGAGCUAGACAUACACUUUGUCCGAGAACACGUUCAAAAGGGUUUAGUUCGCGUGCUGCAUAUGCCAUCUCACUUCCAAAUUGCGGAUAUCUUCACCAAAGGGCUGCCCCGGGUUCUAUUUGACGAUUUCAGAUCUAGUCUCAGCAUCCGUUCUCCUCCCGCUUCGACUGCGGGGGUGUAA
Helianthus annuus (common sunflower) is the source of this 1173-nucleotide messenger RNA. RefSeq lists its product as uncharacterized. The coding region runs from base 1 to 1173 and encodes 390 amino acids. The record is from RefSeq and is a predicted model, not a curated record. NCBI's taxonomy places the organism in Eukaryota, Viridiplantae, Streptophyta, Magnoliopsida, Asterales, Asteraceae. The transcript has a single exon.